Messenger RNA from Medioppia subpectinata, 7869 nucleotides. The record is from the annotation of a GenBank genome assembly. NCBI's taxonomy places the organism in Eukaryota, Metazoa, Arthropoda, Arachnida, Sarcoptiformes, Oppiidae.
AUGGGACAAAUGGCCAAAAGGUUUGGCGCUUUGGCAGUGGUGUUAGAGCACCGGUAUUACGGGAGAUCUGUUCCCACACCAGACCUGUCCACUCAAAACUUGAAAUAUCUGUCGAGUGAAAUGGCGCUGAAAGACACGGAACAGUUCGCACUGUAUUUGACUAAAAAGUUAUCACUUGAAGGCAGCAAAUGGGUUGUGUUCGGGGGCUCGUAUGCGGGCGCUCUCGCGGCCUGGUUUAGGGAGAAGUACCCCAACAUAGCUGUCGGUGCCAUAGCCUCCAGCGCUACCGUAGAGGAUAUUUUCAAUUUUAUUAACUAUUUUGGAGUCGUUAGCGAGUCGUUGGGCAAGGAGUGCUCCGAUAAUAUUAGGAAUGCCCACAAAGACAUGGAGGAGCUCUUUAAAACACCUGAAGUUCAGUACAACACAAAUAUCGAUGGCAUCCGUAAGUUAAUGAACGACCCGUCAGGCGGUACACCACUGGAAAGGUAUGCCAAAGCGACAGAUAUGGACAAUACGUUUGUUUGCAAUGAUAUUAAUUAUGUCGAAGCAAUUAAAAGCGCAAAAAAUAUAACUAUUGAUCCCAAAGCGAUGGGGAGACAAUGGACUUAUCAAGUAUGCAAUGAAUUUGGUUUAUUCCGAACCACUGAUCUCCCGGACUCUGCUUUUGGUCAUAACAUUCCCGUAGACUUCUAUAUCAAACAAUGCGUCGAUAUAUUUGGCCCACAAUUCACGGCCCAAAGCAUACAGAAAGCGGUCGACCGGACAAACGCCCUCUACGGGGGCCGUAAGCCUGCGGUUACAAACGUUGUGUUCCCCAACGGGUCACUCGACCCCUGCAAAGCAAUCGGUGUACUCAAUGACCUAAAUAAUAGCACUAAAGCCGUUAUAAUUGAAGGCUACGCUCACGGGGGAGAUAUGAUGGCAUCGACACCAAAAGAUACUCAGAUGGAUCAGUUCACUCGACAACCGGAGGAACAGUGGUUUGAGCAGAGAGUCGAUCACUUCAAUAAACAGGACAACACAACUUUCAAACAGCUCUAUUAUGUGGAUGAUUCCCAUUAUAAAACUGGUGGACCAGUAUUUCUAAUGAUUAGUGGUGAAUCAGAACUGGAUGCGGCAUAUCUGACUGCCGCCUCAUUUAUGGGACAAAUGGCCAAAAAGUACGGCGCUUUGGCCGUCACGUUAGAGCACCGAUACUUCGGCCGAUCGGUUCCCACACCAGACCUGUCCACUGGAAAUCUCAAAUACUUGACCAUUGAAUUAGCGCUCAAAGACUUGGAACAGUUUGCGCUGUAUUUGACCAAAAAGUUAUCGCUUAAAGACAGCAAAUGGGUUGUGUUCGGGGGCUCGUAUGCGGGCAAACUAGCAUCAUGGUUUAGACAAAAGUACCCGCAUAUAGCUGCCGGUGCCGUAGCGUCGAGCGCACCCGUCGGCUCAACUUACGACUGUACGGGUUAUUUGAGAGUCGUUGGCGAAGCGGUGGGAAAGGAGUGCUCCGAUAAUAUUAGGAAAGCCAAUCUGGAGAUUGAAAACCUGCUGAAAACACCGGAAGGUGUGAUACAAUUACGCAAAACAUUGAAUUUGUGCCAAUCGUUUGACGGCAAGAAUAUCAAUGAUAAUCGGUAUUUGUCGUCACUCUUGGGAUCAACUGUCGUAAUGCACGUCCAGUACAACACAAGCGUCGAUAAGAUUGUUAAGACAAUGAACGACCCCUCAGGCGGUACACCAUUGGAAAGGUAUGCAAAACUGCAACUCGUGGGUCAAACACUGAACUGCUUUGAAGUAAAUCAUAACAAGUAUGUCGUGUCCCUACAAAAUACAACUAUUGAUCGCAAGGGAAUGAUGAGACAAUGGACUUAUAUGACGUGCACUGAAUUCGCCGACUUUCCCACCACUGACGCACCGGACAGUCCGUUCGGACACAACCUGCCCGUCGAGUAUUACGCCCAACAGUGCACCGAUAUAUUUGGCCCACAAAUAACGGCCCAAACCAUACAGAAAGCGGUCAACCAGACAGUCGCCACAUACGGGGGCCUAAAGCCAAACGUAACUAACGUUGUGUUCCCUAACGGGUCGGUCGACCCCUGGAAGUCCAUCGGUGUCCUCAACGACCUAAACAAUAGCACUAAAGCCGUUAUACUUGAAAACUACGGUCACGGCGGGGAUAUGCGUUAUUAUGUGGACGACACUCAUCAUAAAACUGCUGGACCGGUAUUUCUCAUGAUUGGCGGUGAGAGUGUGUCGACACCAGUUUGGGUGUCCAAUGUUACAUAUAUGGGACAAAUGGCCAAAAAGUAUUGCGCUUUAGCAGUAGUGUUAGAGCACAGGUAUUACGGGAAAUCGAUGCCCACACCAGACCUGUCCACUCAAAACCUAAAAUACCUGUCGAGUGAAAUGGCGCUAAAAGACACGGAACAGUUUGCUCUGUAUUUGACCAAAAAGUUAUCAAUUGGAGGCAGCAAAUGGGUUGUGUUCGGGGGCUCGUAUGCGGGCAAUCUAGCUGCAUGGUUUAGGGAAAAGUACCCCAAUAUAGCUGUCGGUGCCAUAGCCUCUAGCGCUCCCGUUAGAGCGGCGGUCGACGCUAUGGAGUAUUUGGGUGUCACGAGUGAGUCGUUGGGAAAGGAGUGCUCCGAAAACAUAAGGAAAGCCUCGCUUGAGUUUGAAGAGCUCCUGAAAACACCCGAAGGUGUGAUAAAAUUACGCAAAAUAUUGCAUUUAUGCGACACUUUUGACGGCAAAAACAUCAAUAAUAAUCAUUAUCUCGCGGAGCAAAUGAUGUGGACUGUUGUGGGCAAAGCAACUUCCGAUGACAGCAUCAAAAAUGUGGGUAAAAUAAUGAGCGACCCUUUAGUCGGCACACCAUUGGAAAGAUAUAGCAAAGUGACCGAAAUGAUAGGCAGCUCUAUAUGUCACGACUUCCACUACGAAGACAGAAUCGCACCCUUGAAAAACACAACCAUAGAUGUAGUGAACUUUGAAAUGAUGAGACAAUGGAUAUAUCAGACGUGCACUGAAUUCGGUUACUAUCAGUCGAGUGAUCUCCCAAAUAGUCCCUUCGGACACAACAUUCCCGUCGAGUACUUUACCCAACAGUGCGCUCAGGUAUACGGACCAGACUAUACGCCGCACAGCAUACAAACAGCGGUCGACCGGACGAAUGCCUAUUACGGGGCCCUUAAGCCAAAUGUGACAAAUGUGGUGUUGCCCAACGGGUCACUCGACCCCUGGCACUCACUCGGUAUCCUUAAAGACCUCAAUAACAGUACUAAAGCUGUUAUGAUUGAAGGCGGGCGUCAUUGUGAGGAUAUGUAUGCCUCGACUUCAAACGAUUCCGAAAAUGAUUCUAACCAUAAAACUGGUGGACCGGUAUUUCUCAUGAUAGGGGGCGAGGGUAUGGCGUUUCCAGCUUUAGUGUCCAAUGCAACAUAUAUGGGAGAAAUGGCCAAAAAGUACGGCGCUUUGGCAGUGCUUUUAGAGCACCGGUAUUACGGAAAAUCCAUUCCCACACCAGACCUGUCCACUCAAAACCUCAAAUACCUGUCGAGUGAAAUGGCACUCAAAGACACGGAAAAGUUUGCACUGUAUUUGACUAAAAAGUUAUCACUUGAAGGCAACAAAUGGGUUGUGUUCGGGGGCUCAUAUGCGGGUAACCUCGCGGCCUGGUUUAGGGAAAAGUACCCUAAUAUAGCUGUUGGUGCCAUAGCGUCGAGCGCACCCGUCUUGGCCGCAGUCGACAAUAUGGGGUAUUUGGGAGUUACGAGUGAAUCGUUGGGAAAGGAGUGCUCGGAUAAUAUUAGGAAAGCCCACCUCGAGAUGGAUGAGCUCCUGAAAACACCGGAAGGUGUGAUGAAAUUACGCAAAACAUUAAAUUUAUGCGACACUUUUGACGGCAAAAAUGUCAAUAAUAAUCAUUAUCUCGCGGAGCAAAUGAUGUUUACUACUGUUGGCAACGCUAUGUCCAGGACUGUCGUCGAUAAGAUCCGCGGUAUAAUGAAUGACACAUCAGUCGGCACACUAUUGGAAAGGUAUGCCAAAGCAUGCGAAAUGAUUGAUAGCACUAUAUGUCAUGAUUUCCGGUAUGAAGACCGUAUCGCACCUUUGAAAAACACAACCAGAGAUCCAAUGGGUUUUCAAAUGAUGAGACAAUGGACUUAUCAGACGUGCACUGAAUUCGGUUACUAUCAGUCGAGUGAUCUCCCGAACAGCCCCUUCGGACACAACAUUCCCGUCGAGUAUUAUACCCAACAGUGCGCUCAAGUAUACGGACCACAGUUUACGCCACAAAGCAUACAGAAAGCGGUCGACCGGACGAAUGCCUAUUACGGGGGACUAAAGCCAAACGUGACUAACGUUAUGUUCCCUAACGGGUCACUCGACCCCUGGCACGCACUCAGUGUCCUUAAAGACCUUAAUAACAGUACCAAAGCUGUGAUGAUUUCCGGCGGAAAAUAUUCCCAUUGCGGCGAUAUUUACGCCUCCACUCCAAGCGAUUCCGAGAUAUUUCUCAUGAUUGGCGGUGAGGGUACGGCCGAAGUAAGCUGGCUUUCCAAUGCAACAUAUAUGGGAGAAAUGACCAAAAAGUACGGCGCGUUGGCAGUGGUGUUAGAGCACCGGUAUUACGGAAAAUCCAUUCCUACAAAAGACCUGUCCACUCAAAACCUAAAAUACUUAUCGAGUGAAAUGGCACUGAAAGACACGGAGCAGUUUGCGCUGUAUUUGACUAAAAAGUUAUCACUUGAAGGUAACAAAUGGGUUGUGUUCGGGGGCUCGUAUGCGGGUAACCUCGCGGCCUGGUUUAGGGAGAAGUACCCGAACAUAGCUGUCGGUGCCAUAGCGUCGAGCGCACCCGUCAGAGCGGCGGUCGAUGCUAUGGAGUAUUUGGGAGUUACGAGUGAGUCGUUGGGAAAGGAGUGCUCCGAUAAUAUUAGGAAAGCCUCUCUAGAGAUGGAAGAGCUUCUGAAAACACCGGAAGGUGUGAUUAAAUUACGCAAAACAUUGCAUUUAUGCGACACUUUUGAUGGCAAAAAUAUUAAUAAUAAUCAUUAUCUGGCGGAACAAAUGAUGUGGUCUAUUGUUAGCGACGCUAUGUUCAAGACCGGCAUCGAUAGGAUCCGCGGUAUAAUGAAUGACACAUCAGUCGGCACACCAUUGCAAAGGUAUGCCAAAGCCUCGGGAAUCAUAGGCGGCUCUAUAUGUCACAACGUCCACUACGAGGACAGAAUCGCACCCUUGAAAAACACUACCAUUGAUCCAACGGAUUUUGGAUUUAUGAGACAAUGGAUAUAUCAGACGUGCACUGAAUUCGGUUACUAUCAGUCGAGUGAUCUCCCGAACAGUCCUUUCGGUCACAGCAUUCCCGUCGAGCACUUUACCCAACAGUGCGCUCAAGUAUACGGAUCAGACUUUACGCCACAAAGCAUACAGAAAGCUGUCGAUCUGACUAAUGCCUAUUACGGGGCCCUUAAGCCAAACGUGACAAACGUGGUGUUCCCUAACGGGUCACUCGACCCCUGGCACUCACUCGGUAUACUUAAAGACCUUAAUAAUAGUACUAAAGCUGUGAUGAUUGAAGGCGGGGGUCAUUUAUUUUUAAUGAUUGGUGGUGAGGGUGCGAUCGACACAUCUUACGUAAACGGCAUGUUUAUGGGAGAAAUGGCCAAAAAGUACGGAGCAUUGGCCGUAGCGAUAGAGCACAGGUAUUACGGAAACUCCAUUCCCACAAAAGACCUGACGCUUGAAAAUUUGAAAUACCUGUCGAGUGAAUUGGCGCUGAAAGACACGGAACAGUUAGCGCUAUAUUUGAUCAAAAAAUUAUCACUUGAGGGUAACAAAUGGGUUGUGUUCGGGGGCUCGUAUGCGGGCAAUUUAGCUGCUUGGUUUAGGGAGAAGUACCCCAACAUAGCUGUCGGUGCCAUAGCGUCGAGCGCACCCGUCGAGGCCGCGGUUGACAAUAUGGGGUAUUUGGGAGUCGUUGGCGAGUCUUUGGGUAAGGAGUGCGCCGACAAUAUCAGGAAAGCCCACAUUGAUAUGGAAAACCUUUUGAAAACAUCUGAAGGUGUAAUAAAAUUACGCAAAACAUUGAAUUUAUGCGACACUUUUGACGGCAAAAAUGUCAACAAUAAUCGGUAUUUAGCGGAGGAAAUGAUGUGGAGUAUAGCCGUUACCGUUCAGUAUAAUAUGGGUAUCUCUGGAAUCGUUAAAACAAUGAACGACCCCUCAGGCGGUACACCACUGGAAAGGUAUGCCAGACUACACGGUGUGGGCUCUCAUACAGUUGGCUGCAGUGAUGUUAAGUAUGAGGAUCUAAUCGGACCAUUGAAAAAGACAUCGAUCGAUCCCCAGGGGAUGAGACAAUGGACUUAUCAGACGUGUACUGAAUUUGGUUACUAUCAAACCUCUGAUCUCCCGAACAGUAUCUUCGGACACAACAUUCCCGUCGAGUUUUAUAUCCAACAGUGCGCUGACAUAUAUGGCCCUCAAUUCACGGCUCAAAGCAUACAGAAAGCGGUCGACCGGACGAAUGCCUAUUACGGGGGACUAAAGCCAAACGUAACAAACGUGGUGUUCCCUAACGGGUCACUCGACCCCUGGCACGCACUCAGUGUCCUUAAAGACCUCAAUAACAGUACCAAAGCUGUUAUGGUUGAGGGCUAUUCCCAUUGCGGAGAUAUGUAUGGCUCGCGAACAACUGAUAAACAGAUGUUUCUCAUGAUUGGUGGCGAGGGGGCGGGCGACGCAUCUUUAAGCCCCUUCUUAUUCAUGGUUGAAAUGGCUGAAAAGUAUGGCGCUCUGGCCGUCACGUUAGAGCACAGGUAUUACGGAAACUCUUUGCCCACACCAGACCUCACGGUUGAAAACAUGAAAUACUUGUCGAGUGAAAUGGCGCUGAAAGACACGGAACAGUUUGCGCUGUAUUUGACCAAAAAGUUAUCACUUGAAGGCAGCAAAUGGGUUGUGUUCGGGGGCUCGUAUGCGGGCGCUCUCGCGGCCUGGUUUAGGGAGAAGUACCCCAACAUAGCUGUCGGUGCCAUUGCGUCGAGCGCUCCCGUCGAGGCUGUCGUCGACAAUACGGGGUAUUUAGGAGUCAUGAGCGAGAGGUUGGGAAAGGAAUGUUCCGAUAAUAUUAGAAACGCAUCGCUCGAGAUUGAAAACCUGCUGAAAACACCGGAAGGUGUAUCAAAAUUACGCAAAUUAUUUAAUAUUUGCGAUACUUUUGACGGCAAAAAUAAACAAAAUAAUUGGUAUUUCGCGGAGGGUUUGUUCCUCGGGUUUGCCGUUACGUUUCAGUACUUCAAUGACGGUAUCGACGGUAUCAUUGAGACAAUGAACGACCCCUCAGGCGGUACGCCAUUGGAAAGAUUAGCCGGCGGUCGGGACCCACACCCCGGCCCGUGUCAUAACGUUACCUAUGAUGAUCUGAUUGGACCUUUGAAACGCACCAUUAUUGAUAAUUCGGGCACGCGACAGUGGGCUUAUCAGACGUGCACUGAAUUUGGUUACUAUCAAACCUCUAACCUCCCGAACAGUCCGUUUGCGAAUUUGAUUCCCAUUGAAUACUAUACCCAACAGUGCACUGAUAUAUUUGGUCCACAAUUCACGGCUCAAAGUAUACAGAAAGGGGUCGACCGGACGAACGCCAACUACGGGGGCCUAAAGCCAAACGUUACAAACGUGGUGUUCCCUAACGGGUCGGACGACCCCUGGCACGCACUCAGUGUCCUUAAAGACCUCAAUAACAGUACUAAAGCUGUGAUGAUUGAUGACUACACCCAUUGCCAGGAUAUGUUUGGCUCAAAACCAUCGGAUACCCAGAGUUUGAAAAACGCUCACAAAUUGAUUGAACAACAAAUCGGGGAAUAUUUGAAAUAA